AUGGUACAAGACCUCCCCCCAACCGGCGGCUACGGGCCCAUCCAAUACAAGCGCAACGUCCCCGCGCGCGGCUUCAAGCCAUCCUACUACCUGCUCGCCAUGGGCGCCAUCUGCGCCUACGGCUUCUACGAGGUGACCCGGGGGAACCGUAAACAAGUUGAGUACUCCCGCGAAAAGGCCUGGGCACGCAUCCACCUGAUCCCGCUGCUGGAGGCCGAGUCGGACCGCGACCACGUGCGCCGCAUGAUGGCGGCCGACGCCCGCGAGAGGGAGCUGAUGAAGGAUGUCAAGGGGUGGAAGUACGGGAGUGUGUAUAACUCUGACCGAUUCGUGAGGCCGACGUACACACCGAUGGAGACCACGGGCGUGCACCAGCCUAGGUAA
Molecule: messenger RNA, 384 nt
Organism: Morchella importuna
Lineage: Eukaryota; Fungi; Ascomycota; Pezizomycetes; Pezizales; Morchellaceae
Exons: 4
Coding region: 1-384 (127 amino acids)
Source: RefSeq, a predicted model, not a curated record